GUGCCAAACACCUGCAUCUCCAUUCAUCAGUGAGUGGGUGAGAGCGGCACGCCUUCCUCCCUGCAACUCAACCAACUGGACUGCUGCUGUUUUCUGAGUCUGUCACAGCCGGUGCAUGAAGACUGGACGAGCUGCUGAGUCUGGGGAGAAAACAGACUUUUAGAACGACAUGGAGAUUGAAAGCAUGGUGGCAAACAGUGCUCUGAUCAGAGCCAGGGAAGGUGGAGGGGGUAAAGGCAGGAGCUGGAAGUGGAGAGAGAUGCUCCGCUUCCCUCACAUCAGUCAGUGUGAGGACCUGGCCAUGAGCAUAGAGAGAGAUUACUACAGUCUGUGUGUGAAGCAGCCCAUUGGAAAGAAGCUGUUUCAGCUCUUCUGUCAGAGUCGUCCUGAUCUGCAGAACUACAUCUCCCUCCAGGACGCUUUGGACACUUUUGAGACAAAGUGCGACGAGGAGAGGAGAGAUUUUGGCAUCCGCAUCAUUCAGAAAUACCUCAUGAGUCAGUCCAAUCAGUGCGUCCCCGUUGUGCUGCCACACGAACAGAGCUGCAUCCAGAGUCUGGAGUUCGAUCCCUGCGGGGACGUCUUCCAUGACUGCAGGGAAGACCUGCAUGAGUACCUGAGUGGAGAGCCCUUCCUGCAGUACCAGGACAGCAUGUUUUUUGACCGUUUCCUGCAGUGGAAGAUGGUGGAGAGGCAGCCCAUCACCAAGCACGUGUUCAGACAGUACAGACUGCUGGGGAAAGGAGGGUUUGGAGAGGUGUGGGCCUGUCAGGUGCGAGCCACAGGGAUGAUGUACGCCUGCAAGAAGCUGGAGAAAACCCACGUGAAGAAGAGGCGAGGAGAGUCCAUGGCUCUCAAUGAGAAACAGAUACUGGAGGGACUGGACAGUCGAUUCGUGGUGAAUCUUGCGUACGCUUACGAGACCAAGCACGCCCUCUGUAUGGUCCUGACCAUGAUGAACGGCGGGGACUUGAGGUUUCACAUUUAUAACAUCGGCGCGCCCGGCCUGGAGGAAGACCGAGUCCGUUUCUACGCCGCAGAGGUCUGCUGCGGUUUAAUGCACCUGCACCAGGAGUCAAUAGUAUACAGGGACCUGAAACCUGAAAACAUUCUGCUGGAUGACAACGGACACAUCCGCAUCUCUGACCUGGGCCUGGCCGUGAGGCUGUCUGAGAGCAGGAUGGUGCGAGGCAGGGUGGGCACGCUGGGAUACAUGGCUCCUGAGGUGAUCAGCCACGAGCAUUAUGGGAAGACCGUGGACUGGUGGGGCCUCGGCUGUCUGAUUUAUGAAAUGACUGCAGGGCAGCCCCCGUUCAGGUCCCGAGGAGAGCAUCCCAGCACCUCCGACAUGGAGAGACGGAUCCUCACACAGCAGGAGGAGUAUAAUGACAAGUUUUGCCAGGAGGUGAAAGACCUCUGCUCCUUGCUGCUGACCAAGGAGCCGAGACAGAGGCUGGGCUGCUGGGGCGCCAACGGGAAAGAAGUUCAGUCUCACGCUUUCUUCAAAAAAAUCAACUUCAGGAUGCUGGAGGCCGGACUUGUUGAGCCGCCAUUUAAACCUGAUCCCAGACAGGUGUACUGCAGCGAUGUGCAGGACAUCGAGGAGUUCUCUACGGUGAAGGGGGUCAUUCUGGACCAAAAAGACAACAACUUCUACUCCAAGUUCAACACAGGCAGCGUCCCUAUAACCUGGCAAAAUGAGAUUAUAGAGAUGGGAUGUUUCAGGGAGCUAAAUAUUUUUGGCCCUUCUGGUUCCCGAUCCCCGGACCUGGACUGGUCCCAGGCCCCCGACCCCCCCAGGCACCCAAAACGCAACCUGCUGCACCGAAUUUUCCGCCAGACAUGUAAGAACACGCUGCUGCUGCUGCUGCUGUUUCUCAAACCGUGUGCAUUAGUUCUGUAAAAGCUGAAUGUUUCUCUCCUCCGACAGCAAACUCCAGAUCCGUCAGACGAAAGCAGACAGAGUUUGGUGUCCAACGACGGCUACCUGAAGCCAGGACUACUCAACGGUGCCCUCUGAGGACUGACGCAGCUCAGAGACGACUCUAAAGACUCUAAAAAAACAACCAGCAUCCAUCCACUGUAGCAACAAAGAACAAUGGAAGCACCUCCACAAAUCACAGCAUAGCAGACGUCUCUUUGUUCUCCUGUCACUCAAUGCUCCUGUAUAUACGCACUGGUUUCUUCAUCGGUUGUCAAGUUGUUUAGUUUUACUGCUCUGUCAGUGACGCACAUGCACCAACACUCAACUCCAUCCAUUUUAAAAACAACUUAUAUUAGCAGCUUUUUGUUAAGUACUUGAAUUUUGAUACAAACAGCACAGAAAAUGAAGCUACUUCUUAGUUUCAUUCAUGAAACGUAAAUAAGCCGCAUUUUUAAUGCAGUGGUUCCCUGUCAGGGUUUUAUCCUGAUUACAAUAUGUUACAAAAUAUUAAAGGAGCUAUUUCUAAGUUUUGCUAUCACUACAUAGCUAAUGUUAGCAUUAUCAGGGGUUUACUUACCAGUCUAGAAGAACAAACUUUCACAUUCAGCAUCAAACUUCAUUCCUUUCAUCGCCAGGAGCUGCAUCCAGAGGUGGAGAGCAACGCCAAUGUUUUUCUUCUUUUACUUCUACUGAAGUUAGCAUGCUAACCAGCUAGCCCUGGCCUGUCUCAUUACUUUCCGAUAGCAACUCACUGCAGCGCCCAGUCUGCCCUGAAGAAGUAACUCUGCUCAGAAGACGUAUUCCAACCUCUUGGGAAGCCACCAUCAGCACCACCACCUGCUCCCGGCAAGAAACCAGAUCUGGCGGUUGGGAAAACUUACAAAUUGCCCCUUUAAUACUGUCUUUUCUGACUGUUUUUGCUUUUUUCUUGUAAAAAAAAAAAAAAAACUGGAUACUUUUACUCAUCUGAAAAUCCUUCAAAUUAAACUUAACUUUUUUGUCUUGUA
Lates calcarifer (barramundi perch) is the source of this 2931-nucleotide messenger RNA. It is a transcript of the gene grk5, whose product is annotated as G protein-coupled receptor kinase 5. Lineage: Eukaryota; Metazoa; Chordata; Actinopteri; Centropomidae. The coding region runs from base 170 to 1903 and encodes 577 amino acids. Gene Ontology annotation, cellular component: cytoplasm. The record is from RefSeq and is a predicted model, not a curated record. Gene Ontology annotation, molecular function: G protein-coupled receptor kinase activity; ATP binding. Gene Ontology annotation, biological process: regulation of signal transduction; protein phosphorylation; signal transduction. The transcript has 15 exons.